AUGGAUGCUGCCAUAAAUGAAUACAAAAUUGUUCAAGAAACAAUCAGGCCUUCGACAAUUGCAAAGGAAGCAAAGGAAGUUCAUUUUGAGAGGAUGAUUAUUGUCAGUGAACAAGACAUAUCAUUAUACAAGAAGUUAAAUAGAGACCAACUUAAAGCCUAUAAUAUAAUUAUUGAAAGAAUAUUCUCAUGUAGAGCAGGAGCAUUUUUCAUUGAUGGUCCAGGAGGAACAGGAAAAAUAUUCUUAUAUCGUGCUUUACUUGCAACUAUACAGUCUAAAAGAUAUAUAGCAUUGGCAAUGACUACUUCUGAUGUAGCAGCUUCCAUUCUUCCUGGUGGACGAACUGCACAUUCACGGUUCAAAAUCCCAAUAAAUAUUGAUGAUAAUUUCAGUUGCAACAUUAGCAAACAAAGUGCACUUGCAUGCUUAAUUCGAGAAGCAAAAUUGAUUGCUUUUGAUUUUCUCUUGAAAGGCCUUAUGGAUGCAAAUACACUUUUUGGUGGAAAAGUAGUGGUGUUUGGAGAUGACUUCAGACAAACACUUCUUGUUGUUCGUAAUGGGAAGAAAGAAGAUUUUAUUAAUGAAAGUUUAUUAUACUCUGAUAUCUGGGAAGAACUUGAAAGAUUGCCAUUAUCUGAAAAUAUGAGAGCAAAGGAGAAUUGGAAAUUGAUAAGAAAAAACAAACUCUACAAAUAA
Molecule: messenger RNA, 696 nt
Organism: Nicotiana tabacum (common tobacco)
Lineage: Eukaryota; Viridiplantae; Streptophyta; Magnoliopsida; Solanales; Solanaceae
Biological process (GO): DNA repair; telomere maintenance
Molecular function (GO): DNA helicase activity
Source: RefSeq, a predicted model, not a curated record